UCAAUGCGAACAGAACGUGGCUGGGAAUUUCGAAAGAUUUUCACUCAACUUUCCUCUGUGUUGGUAGAUUGGCUAAGAACGGAAGUGGCAGUGAAGGUGGCCGAGAGUGGCAGCAGUGUAAUUGAGAGCAGCGGCGAAGGCGAAAUGCCAAAAAUAUACGAAAUUAAAUGAAAGAGUAAAAACCAACAACAGCAACUACAAGCAACAAUAUAAGCGAGCGUCAAACGAGACCGGCAAAAUAUAACGGUGAAAGUGAAGCAAACAAGUUUGUGUGUUGUUUGCUGUGUGUGUGUGUGUUUAUUUCCGUGCAAGUGAACGUAAUACAAUUGGCAAAUAACAAAGUUUGCGCCAAGUUUUGGCUUUAUUCGUUUUAAUUUCGUUUUGUUUGUGUGGCAGGCGAAAAAGGAUACAAUCUCGAUCAAAUUUAGCCGAAAGUAAUACAAUGAAAUUAGGAUCUGUGUAUGUAUGCCAACAAAUAAAUGUAACAAAUAGACAAAGGAAUUUAUGAAAGAAGGCGAAUUGGUGAAUUUGUCGACACAAACAAUAGCAAAGCGUGCCACAAAAGCCAUAGUGAGGCAGUGAGGCACAACCAGUUUGAAAGCAACAAAAUCACCGCCAAUCGGCUUAAUGGUUUGGUGGCAAUAUUGUUGUUGGUGUAGUGGUACAUAAGCAACUUGUAUGUUUACCAAAAAUAUAUAUGUGAAAGAAAUACUGUUAUUUCCAAUACAUAAAUCGAUUUUAGUUUGCACUUUACACCACACUCCCGUGCUCAUGACAUUAAUUUGCAACUGCAGCUCAACUAAUUAUGAAAUUAAUCCCGCAUGCCAGCGGCCGCAUAAAUAAAUAAUUGCUGGCGACAACAAUACUGCUCCUCGUGCAGGCUCAGAAUCUGGAUGGAAAUACCCUAAAAUAAUGAGAAUUAUAUGAAUUCAUCUAGCGUCAAAAUUACUGUGAACUAUGUAAAACCUGCUGACAAUUAUAUGAAGAACCAAAUGACCUACAAACUUCCAUCAUUUGCGUGGUAGGACAGGGCGUAUACGUAACAUUAAGUAUGCUGCUAUGCUGAGCUGCAAAGCGAUAAACCGCAGGCAAACAGACAAGUAAGCAGCUUCAAAUUGCAGAGGCAUGUCAUAGAGCAGAACAAUCAAAAUAAAACAGAAAUUCAAACGAGAAUUGAAGCGAAUUAAAGGCGCAUACAAAGCAACGCACGUACAGUUACAUAAAACUAACGGCAUUUUUGCGGCGUAUGACUCAUGCUAAAAACCGCUAGUGCUCACCAAAUCACAACAGCAACACUAUUUACAACAGCGUUAUGCAAAUGCAACUACAACAUUCACACAAAACCUAUUAGUGGCUGCGAAAGGUGUGUGAAACACGCGCGUGCUGCAGCCGUAGUGCCGUUAUUAUUGCAUAAUAUCCGCACCAACGACAGCAAGGACACAAAAAAAAAAACAAAAAGAAAAACGAACAGUAAAAGUAACAACAACAAAUUUUUGAGCAAAAUAUGAAAAUGAAAGCCAAACAUAAAACGUGUGUUGUGGCGGCGGCGACCGGCGUUGGUGUUGGCGUCGGCGCUGGUGAGAAAAUGAAAUCGGUGAUAUUGUAUCCAUAUGGACCGCUAACGGGGACAGGAUGUUGUCGCAUGCUACAUGCGAAAAAUUUGGCGUUAACAAGCGCGAUUUACACAAUUAAUAUGUCACUCCUGAUUGUUUUGAUUUACUCCUGGCGGAUAAAUGUGAAUAUGCGCAAGGUGGAAUCGUUGGAGGAUGUCUACUAUGGUGUUCAAAUAGCCUAUUUCGCCAUUAUCGGCACACAAAUGUCCAUGAUAGUGCUGAGCGUGAUGUUAAUAUUCGGAAUUUAUAAGGAGAACCCCGGUCUCAUAGUGCCAUGGAUAAUUGGCUACAUCACGUUUAUGGCGCUGGAAGCGGUGGCCAUGGUCUACUCCAAUGUUUUACGAGACCAUGUAAAUAAGCAAUUCGAUGCAAUGUGCAAAGCGGAAGUGGCCUUCUUCAUACUUCGUGCAGUGAUUAAUGUACUCGCCAUGUGGGGUGUUUUGCGAUUCUACAACUUGGUACGUUCAGGCAUCACAUGGAAGGGCCCCGAGGUAAUUGAACUAAGAUAUAACGGCAACGACUCUCACCAAGUCGAAACACGCUUACCAAGUAGUCACACAUAUCACCUCUCCUCCCAUUACCAAUCGCAGGCAAAAACCACUGCGUCGGCAGCAGCGACGACGGCAUAUCAUCACUGUAACGGCGGCAGCGGCAGCGACAGCAAACAACGUCGCCUCAACUACGUGCCCGAUGUGCAGCGCAAACCGACCGGCUGUUGCUUCUUCGACUUCGACGAUUACGAUGAGGAUGACGAUGACGAGGAACUGGAGUGCGGCGAUGAUGAUUACGAUUAUGACGACUACUACUAUGACGAUGACGAUGAGGAUAGUUCCGAUUGCACGAUGCUCGGCGCCAUAUCAAUGCAUCAGAAACGUCAGUGCCACCGCACACUGCGACCGUCACACCUACACGUGCACACGCACUCAUCGCGACCGCGCAACAACAACAUACGCACUGUGUUGAUCAACAAACGGCAUCACAAGUACAAAAUCGCACAGCCGCAGACACGACUCGAGGUGAUCAACGAGUCGGAGCGUAGCGCGGGCAGUGGCAGUGACGAAAACGAUUCGUUGCUGGUCGCUUAUGAUAGCACAUCGUCGCUGGCGUCGGUUUGACAUUGGCCGGCGUGCGGUUGUAGUUGCUUUGGAAAUGCGCGAAAGAACGAUGGAAGCGGCAGCGGCGAUAAUGAAGCGGCAACCGCGACAGCCGACGGCGAAGCGGCCGAAUUGCAGCAAUUACAGUUGCAAAUUUGGCAGCAGCAAUGGCUACGACGUCAGCAGCGACGUCAACGCAAGUGGCAACGCAAGCUUCAGCGUCAGCGUCGAUGUCCAUUACGACGAGUCAACAGCGCUGUGAAUAUAGCGAUAAUGGUGCUGCUGGUUGUAGUCGAGAUAUACGCACAAGUUUCGGUACUUUUGUAGAGAGUUUUGCGCAUUCAUUGUUUUACGUGUUUGAAAAUUUGUGAGCUUCCAUUUGGUCAUGAUGCACGCAUUUGUGGUCAUAGAUUACCCAGUAAUUACCAAUCUUCGAUCGAGAUUAAUAAGUUUUGCAAAAGUAAACCUCGCAUUAGCUUUGAGUUAUCACUGUUCCCUGUUUCUGCCGCUGCUUUACUAAAACGGUACAUUUGUUCAAGUUGCGAUCAAGGAAUAUCAAAUUGUUCCAUCUUACCGCUCGUAUCCCUAUCCGUUCGAGCGAUCCAAAUAUUUUAUAUCUUCGGUAUUAAAUCUGGAUGAGUGUAUGGAAAAUUGUAUACUUCUUUCCUUUUACUAUUUUGGUUGGUGGAAGCUAAGCCAUCAUUGAGCUCAUAGUGCUCCCAAGAGAUACCCAAGCACUAUUUAGUAACUUAGUAGAUUCGAUGAAACUGCUAAGCAUUUUCCGCGCUCGAUGUCACAUCAAUAUGCUCUACAUUCUGCCGUUCACCAUUUUCGAAAGCUCUAACUUCGAAAAUAUUUUCAUUGGAUUAAUCGACCGUUUUAAUAUGUGCUUUAUAAAGAUGAAAAGGUGUUUGGUACACUGAACACCAAAUCUUCAAGCAAGACUUGUCUUAAUUUUCUACUCAUCAUGACAUUUCAGUUUGUUGGCUAAAUUUUUUUUACCCAACUGAAGUUCCGUUCAGAAAGCUUAUUUCUCGUCAUCUGAAGCUUAAUCCAUGUUGGGCCUUUCGAAUGUUACUUUCAUGAUUGCAAGGCAUUUUGAAAAUGUUUUUGUAAGCUCACAUGACUUUUCUGUUAUUAACGGUUUUUUGACAAAUUUUGUUUGGCUAUUUAUUUAUUGCUUAAUCUGAAAACAUCUGCUAAUGAUGGAAAUUUUAGAUAAAAAACAGCCUUUUAGACCACACUUCUCUUCAAAAUAGAUCAUAAAAAAUCCUUCCCGCCAACAAGGCCAAUAAUUGAGCAUUCGCAAACUUUAUUAUUUUACCGAUACGUCUCCCAUCUGUGGUCUCAACAUACAUAUUUUAGAGAACUUCAUUUCGAGUCAUUCAAAUUGAUCUCCCUGAUUUAAAUCAAAAAUUGAUAUAAAUGACAUCACAAUUGGUUAUACUAUUGGAUAGUCGAAAAGUCUUUUCGUAUUUCUAAUCAAAUUUUAACUUAUUUUUUUAUAUUUAUUGUAAAUCGGAAUUUGGAAAUUUCCAGAACGGAAGAAAGCGAACCAUUAUUGUGCUACACGAACUGUUACAGCAUCGUCUCCGAAAACCUUACAAAGUUCAUUGAUGGCUUGCUUGGUAUCCUUCCUUUUUUUAUACAAAAAUUUCAAAAUUUUUCGUCAUUAUUUUCACUCAUUUUUGAACAGCUCUAACUUUUUUCUAACUUCUCCGAAUUUAGCUUAAAAUCUCACCUUUCCAAUACUAUAUGGUAUAGCACAAUGGGAUUGGUAGCACUGGAGAUAUAUGACUGUAACGACAUCUAUUAACAAAAUACGAAAAUACUUUGUAGACUACCCAAUAUAUCCUCAACGAGGCCCUCACAUAGCGUAGCUUUCAGUUAAAGUAAAGUCUAAGCCAAAUCAUUUCAAAUACUUUUCUCCUACUUUUCUUAAAUAAUUUAUUUUCUAACUAUUGUUACACUUCAUAACUAGAAUAAAGAUAAGCUAGGCGCUAUUGACAUUAUGGCAAACUUUUACGUACUUCCGUUGCGAGCUUUUCGGAUUUCCUUCACAACUUUAAUGGCUUUAGUUGGCAUUAGUUCCACGCCACACCACAGGACUGCGCACAGUUAUACAAACACAUUAUUUGCUAAAUCCACAAAUAGUAAAUUUGUAAUGGAGGGAUGAGUUAAGAGGGAUCUUAUUUUAACAGUUUACUGUAAAUAUGGAGCAAAAUUCAGCUAAACACGCACAAAAGCAAUCUUCUGGUGAACUUCAUUUUACACUUCCAUUUUUAUUUUUAUUAAAUCAGUUUUGUUUUAAAUAUGUAUAUUUGAAAGUAAAAGUGGAAAUAAAUUAAAUAUUUCAGUAGUAAGCUCAAACACAGCAGGAAUUAUAUCGUAAGCAAGUAAAAUAUUUUUUCUCACAAUCACCAAUGGGACCAUAGCUUGAAACUGUCGAAACUGCAAUGCAGAAGUCACCAACUUCAAAGCAUUGUUCUCGAAGUCUUGAUUCAUUUUUAAGGCACUUUCGGUUCAAAGUAGUCAAAUGUCCUGUACGACCCCUCCAUGUAAUAUUUAAAGUGCUCUGAUCAUGGGCACUAAACUAUGAAAUUUAUGGAGAAAAAAACCACUAAAUAAGGAAAAGAAUGCAGUUAUUCAAGCAUAAGAAGUUUUUAGAAUAAUGCGUCAUAUUUGUGUCAGAAUAUCUGGAUAUAUCUUUUCAACAAUUGCACUCUUUAUCAAAAAUGUUCUUUAAGGACUUAAGGAUGUGAUUUAGGAAAAGUGCCUGAGAUCGUCAAAAAAGAUCAGAAACGAAGCAACAGGGAACUGAGAAAACUGAAGAAAUACACGCUUUCUUUCUGAGAAACAAUGUUAUUGCCUAUAUUAAUACAUAUAAAGCCCGUUUCGUCAAAAUUUUACGUAUGUGUCGGAUAUACGGACUAUAAGUCCCGCGAACUUAACCAUAGUUAGCUAGCAACUAACGAUUUUUCAACUUUAAUCUCAGCUAUUGACCUUUCGCAAAUCUCUUUCCCCCUCUCCAACUUACAUUAUUCAAAUUUCCAUUAAAGGGUUUGGCUUUGGAACUAAUUAAUAUGCAAAAGCCGCCUACACGAAAUUCUGGUAUUAACCAGCGAGCAAGAGGCCAAAAGACCAACUCUUGAAACACCAGUUAUGUUGUUGGUAGCGAGUUUAUUUGGCAUAUUCUUAUAUCCUGCUGUGUGGUUAAUGCUUGUAAGAGCGAAAACCAGCGCGUUUAAUUGCUGAUAUUCGACAGUGUUGCAUGAAUUCCAAUGAGCCAUGUGAUGAGGCCAGCGGAUUGGUGUGUUCAAAAAACUUUCAGCUUUAGCUGCUUACCCUUGUUGGACUGAACUGAGCCAAAUUUCGCAUCAAGAAUGGUGAUUACGAGCAGAUUGCUUUUAUGGCUCUAUACUAGCGCACCAAAGCUUGAAUGUAAUCUAUGAAAUCGUGUAAAACAAAGCGAGUGUGCCGGGAGUCGCAUUGCCAGAAUACUUAUUGUUUAAGCAUUAUUAUACCGUUAUGUGUUGUUGACGCCAAACAAAGAAAAAACCGAGAGAGUUAUCAAACAAAGCUUAUAAGAUUUGUAUACAACAUAGUUUCUAGAUUAAGACACGAUAAAUAAAUAUAUAUACAUACAUACAUACAUUAAUGUCGCAGGACAAUAGCAGUAAAACAAAUAAGCAUUGACACCAUCAAAUAGUUGUAAUUGUAGCUUAUGUAAUUUAUAGCUGUACUUGCAUGUACAUAUGUAUAUACAAUGUUAUAUAUAGAUAUAUGUAUAAUAAAUAUGGUUCAAAGCAUAUAACAGAUGUUAAGCGGGUUAGAGUGGGUAACAAAUAAUUGAAGAUACUCUUACGUACUCGAAAUCUAAAUUUAGUUAGCUCCCAUUAGCAAAACUAAGUAAAAAGCGAGUUAAGUUACUGUGAUUUCAUUUUAUAUAAUUAUUAAACUGUGUUUAGCGGUCAAAACGUGUUCCGCGGCUAAAUUUAAUUUUCAAAAGAGUCACGUUCAUCAUUUUGAAUUACUUCACUGUCUAAAGCCUUUAUCGAAGAGCUUCAUAAGCAUUCAUCAUAAAUAUUUACAUAUAAAAAUAGCUCCAAUUUUUCAAAUAAAGGAAGUGUACUUUUAGCUGGUUGAAAUUAAAAACAACGAUUUUUUCAGAUUUCGUUAGGAUAUAACCUUAACAAUGACAUACUUAAUAAACGAUAUCCCAAACAAUUUUUUAGUUACAGCGUUCUAUAGUGUAGUCGCUCUGCUCAAUCAUUUUUAAACAGCCUCUUCUCAAAAUUGCAUUUUUCAAAUUUGCUUGAGUGAUUACUCGGAGACAAAUGACACGAUCAUUACCCCUUUAUUAGGUUGAUUCGGAUUUUUGAUCAGAAAAAUAUAAGAGCAUUUUUCCAGCCUGUAACAAGAAUCUUUCGAAUAUCUCUACUACCAAAAUGCUUCUUAUGAAAUCCGUUCUCCGCAUGGAGUCGGAAGUUUACAAGUUGUAGAAUAACAUAUGUACAAGCUUUGCCCACAUGAAGCAGGAGCAGCCAAGCCCAAGAACUCACAUGCAGAAAAUAUGCACAUAGAAUGCUUGUACAAAAAUAACCUUCCGAUGUUUUUUGGCUGUAAUUUUUUGAAAAAUGAAAAACUUUGAUUCUGCUUGUGAAUUAUUUUUAUUUGGUCUUUUAAAUUUUUUUUACAUCAAGUCGAGAAUAUGAUAUCAUGUAAAUGGCCGCCGCCACAGUUGAUUGUCAUUUGAGCCCUUUUUAUGGCAUUUUCCAUCACUUUGGCCAGAACUUCCGGCGAUAGGUCCUCACAUUCUUGACGUAUAUUGUUUUUAAGAGCUGCAAGAGUCUGAGGCUUGUUGACAUAAGCCCGCUUCUUCAAAAAACCCCACAAAAUGAAGUAUGGAGCGGUCAAAUCAGGCGAUCUUGUUGACCAGUGCAAAUCGCCAAAACGGGAGAUUAGCCGCUGUUGGAACCACAUGUUUUGCAAUCCCAAUUCAUCAACUUGCGCCAAAAAAACUCGAUGAUCAUUGCUCUGUGGCGCUCACCACUCACAGUAACCGUUUGGCCCUCGACGUCUUCGAAGAAAAAAGGUCCGAUGAGUCCUCCAGCGAAAACAGCACACCAUACAAUGACUUUGAGCGGAUGUAAUGGCUCUUCGUGGGUUACACGCACAUUUUCAGUGCCCCAGAAGCGUAAAUUUUGCUUAUUUACGUACCCGCUAAGAUUAUUUUUGAUGAAUAAGGAUGGCUUGAGCGUAUGUUAGACGCGAUUGGCGGUCAACAGCUAACAGCUUAUGCACCAUCUGGACUUUGUACGGAAACAUCUUCAAAUCAAAAUUCGCUGUAUACACCGUCGACUGAUACCCAUGUGCGAUGUCGACGAAGCUUCCAUGACAUCCUCGGCAACAGCAGCAAUAAUCUCUGCAGAACGGCUACUCCGGGGUCUGCCACGCCUCGUGUUGUGCCAGUCUCUUUGAGGCGAGCGGAUAAACGUCGCAGUGUUUCACCAGUAAGCGUCGGACGGCCAGGAAUCUGCGAAGAAAUUCACGUUGUGCCAAAGUUAUGGUAUUUAGUGGAAUACGAGUACAACUUUGGGCACACAGACACCGUGACUGUGGCUUAUGAAGACCAUAUUGUCGACCCAAUUUUGUAUCAGCGUAGACCAUUGACUUAACGUACCGCCAAUAAAAGCUGUCAAAACAAAUAAUUUAUCCAACCAAUAGUUCCAUUUCUUCAUAAGAUUUGGUCAUGAAAAGUGCGGCUCAAUAAAGUGAAGAUUAAACCUAUUAUAUGGCUUAUUUCAUUAUUCUAAUAUAACUUUAUAGGACUUUUGCAGGAAAUCAAAAGGUUAGUUCUUUAGUUCCAAAUUAUAUAUUUUAGGACAACAAAGCUUUCAAGCAACAACAACCAGAAAACCAUAGUAGAAAUUAACAAUUAAAAGGUUUGAAAGACGUAUUUUUAUCGGCUGAAAUGAUUACGGUCAAUAUACACAACUUUCGAUUGAUUUUAUUGGAUUUUUUACAGAUUGGGAUCCAUGAAAUUAGGCAUGCACUUUUUAGGGGUUCAUGGUUGACAUAAAUGUAAUACGUAUAUUAUUACGUAUUUAUAGUUUUUGAAGAAUUUGAACUGACUUAAAAUAAUUACAAAUCAAAGAAUACUAAAACGACUCGUUCUACAAGAUAGUUAGACACAAAUCAAUAUCUACAUAUGUAUGUAUAUACCUUAGCAGUUGAAAAGCUUUGUGAAAAUUCGCUCUCCGAACAUUACAUUUAAAGCCUUAUUAACAGCUUUAUUGGCAAUAUGGUGCGCUAUAACUCAAAAAUUUAAUAGUAUCCUUCUUUUACUUCUCUCCGGAUAUGGGCAGUUUUCAACACAUAUUAUUCAGAAAUGUUUUCAGAGCACAUCUUUUACAUUGUUGUUGCUGCAUACCUAAACAUAAGUUGUUAAAAAUAUCAGAUCCACAAGAACACUUGUACAGAAAGGAAAAGAAAAUUUUCGGUUUUCCGAUCAAGCCUAACCUCGUACUAUUUCACAACAAAAUAUCACAGUAACUCAUUUGUUUGCAAAGUAAUCUCAAAAUAUAUUAGUCUAAACCUAUUCUAACUUAAGAAAAAAUUUAAAUUAAAUAAAUUUUCUGUAACUAAUUCUAACCUAACCAAAUAGAUAUGUAUAUGAAAGCAAAUCAAUGUAACAGUUAAUGCUUACAAAUCAUGGCUACCUUUCUUCCAUUCAAGUCUUCAUAACUGCAAAUAAACGUAAGACGUAAAUGCACAUGUACAUACACAUAAAAAAAUAGAGAAUGUAAUUGAUAAGUAGACUAAUUAAUUAUGCGAAACAGAGAAUUUGUAUCAAAGAAGUAUUAUAGCCAUAGCUUACAAGUAGGAAAGUCUUAGCAAAUUUUAUUUUUACAAAUAUGUAGUUCAAAUGUAAAUAUACUUACCAGAAAAACAAAAACACUAGAAUAUUUGUAUGAUUAAAAAUCAUUACUUUAGUAAUAAAAGAGACAUGCUUUGUAAAUAAAUCAAGAAAUAUGUAUUUAAUCCCAAUAAUCAAAUGGCAAUAAAGUGUGUAGACAGUGCAACAUACAUAGAAAUAAAUAAAUAAAUAUAUGUAUCAUAUA
This is a messenger RNA of Bactrocera neohumeralis, 9831 nucleotides long. RefSeq lists its product as uncharacterized. The coding region runs from base 1505 to 2728 and encodes 407 amino acids. The transcript has 8 exons. The record is from RefSeq and is a predicted model, not a curated record. Lineage: Eukaryota; Metazoa; Arthropoda; Insecta; Diptera; Tephritidae.